UGGCGGCUGAUCUGGGUCCGCACCUUUUCCGGUAACACAGCAGCGCCGCCGCUGUGACUGCACGGCCGGGGCACAGGGAGGAAGAGAGUGAGGCUUGAGCGGGGACGAGCAGCCUGCCGGGGACGGGGGGACACCGCCACACACGCAGGGGGAAGAGAAGAAAGUCGGAUGAAUCAAUGACCUUUUUUUGAACGCUCUACCUCUGGAUGUCCCGGCGCAGACGCCCACGGGAGCGCUUUAAUUUGUUCCCUGUAAUAAUGCGCUCCAGAAACCCACGGUGCUUUUGAAUCCGUCGAUCGGAUUCGGCUAAGGGCAAAGUGUGGACACCCGGCAGCCAAGGAGGAAGUGGGAACUCCGGGGUUUGGCUUGGACAGGGCCUAAUUUAUACAGCGCAAUCAUACUGGGCUGUUUGUUAAAGAAAAAAAAAAGCUUCUCGCUGUAAGAAAAGUCCAGCUGGAUUUUGGAAGGGGAAAAGUGUGGCGCUUGAAAUGUGGAUUUUUUUUCUUGACGGAAGUGUGCGCUCAUCGGGUUAGUUUGAAACAGGGCGAGCUAAUAAUUUCUUCUUUCAUGUGAGAGCGGUGGAUUAUGAGAAUAAUAUCCCCACCCAGUUCUGCGAGGGCUACAUGAUCAUCACACUACUCCGUUUUGAAUCCGCUGGCGCACAUUCACCUGCUCAGGUCAGUCCAUAAUCGGAAUAAUUGUACGCCGACUAUUUUUUUUUUUUCUUACCGCUCUGUGCAAACUUGUGACAGUCACCGCCUUUUUGAGUAUUGACGCUUGUGUCAGCCCACUACUACCAUCACGUGGAUGGCUUUUGGCAGACACUGAGACUGUAACUUGUCAGACUUUACUCUCAUAAGAGAAGUUUUAUUUUUUCUCCCUCCCAAGAAGUAUUUAUGCACAGCCGGCAAGAUGGGGAAAAUGCUCUCGAAGAUCUUUGGCAACAAGGAGAUGAGGAUAUUGAUGCUUGGACUUGAUGCUGCCGGCAAAACCACCAUCCUGUACAAGCUGAAGCUGGGGCAGUCGGUCACCACCAUCCCCACCGUGGGCUUCAACGUGGAGACGGUCACCUAUAAGAAUGUGAAAUUCAACGUGUGGGACGUGGGAGGACAGGACAAGAUCCGGCCGCUGUGGAGACAUUACUACACGGGCACUCAGGGCCUCAUUUUCGUGGUGGACUGUGCCGACAGGGACAGGAUAGAUGAGGCGAGGCAGGAGCUGCACCGGAUCAUCAAUGACCGGGAGAUGAGAGACGCCAUCAUCCUGAUCUUCGCCAACAAACAAGACCUCCCGGAUGCCAUGAAACCCCACGAGAUCCAGGAGAAGCUGGGCCUGACCCGGAUCCGAGAUAGGAAUUGGUACGUUCAGCCUUCGUGUGCGACCUCAGGGGACGGACUAUACGAGGGCCUGACCUGGCUUACCUCAAAUUACAAAUCUUAAUGUUUCUCCCCCUACCAGCCUAUAGACUGUUUUGUGAGCAACAAGCUGAAAGAAGAGUGAAAACGUGAGGAAAACCAUGCAAUCUGAAGCAAUUAAUAACACAUCCUCUGCUGCGUAUAUCAAAGAGAGGAGCAAUUAUAUUCUUUGUUUUGUUUUUGUUUUUUUGUUUGUUUCCACUUUAAUGAUGAUGACCUCCCUAUAACCCAAAUUUUCUUUUAAACAACAAGGCAAUUGUUUUGUUUUGGCUGGCUUUCAUUUCUUAGUUAGCUUUUUUUGGUUCUGUAGUAUUUCACUUAUACAUUCUCUAUAAUCAGUACUGUUUAAAUAUGCCAUAACCUUACUUUGAGCUCUUCCUGCAAUUUUUAUUUUCCUUUGUUUAAUUUCUUUUUUUGGGGGGGGUGACUUUGGGACUGUGGGUGAGGGCGUACAUUUAUAGUUUUUACAGUCAUGGAUACUGCCCCCCCUACUCAGCUUUCACACAGUAUUCUCAUGACCCAACAUCAAAUUCAGUGGAUGGGAAAGUCCACGUCCACUGUGAGGAUGUGUAACAUGUUCAUAUCUGUACUACCGGAAACUUACGGCCUACAUCAGCAUAUCACCGUUCAUGGCUCCAACUGCCACUGUUAUUUGUAAGAAUGUGUGUUACGGACUUGUUAGGACCUCGCAAAAGUACUGUUUUCAUCAAUGAUUGUACACGAUGGAGGAAAUGUGCUCGUACUUAUUUCCUGUACAGUGAUUACAUCCAUAAUGUCUACUGUGGCGGUUUGUUUGAAAGACACUAUGUGGAUGGUGGAUAUACACACACUGUGAUAUGGAUAUAUAUUUUUGUUGUUUCAGGGUCCGAAUCUAUUACCACCAAUCGUUUUGUUUUGUUUUGUUUUGUUUUUUUGCCUCUUUUUCUUUUUCCAAGAGCUUCCAUUACAGUUGAGUAUUUGUAGUUUCAGCUGCCUUUGGAGGGACCCAUGUUACAGGUGCCCUAAAAGACAAGACACUGACUAUGGCAGAAAGUAUUCACACAGCUGAGUGUGCACUUUGGGUGGGGGAUAAACAGCUAGCUCACAGUGGAA
Myripristis murdjan (pinecone soldierfish) is the source of this 2507-nucleotide messenger RNA. RefSeq names its product ADP-ribosylation factor 6a (gene arf6a). The record is from RefSeq and is a predicted model, not a curated record. The transcript has 2 exons. Bases 913 to 1440 code for a protein of 175 amino acids. Lineage: Eukaryota; Metazoa; Chordata; Actinopteri; Holocentriformes; Holocentridae. Gene Ontology annotation, molecular function: GTP binding; GTPase activity.